AUGAUGUAUACUUCUCAGCCUAGACCCAUCGCAGUAUUCAAUGAUUCAUGCUUUGUCGAUGUUGAUUUAUCCGAAGAUGUCAAAAUUCGAAACAAUGAAGUGAUUCAAAGGCCAUGCCAGCAAAUUGUUACAAUGGAAUCAGAGCCCACUAUGUCUAUUUGGAAAGCGGCUGAAAUGGGUAAUAUGGCCGCAUUGACAUAUUUUAUUUACAACCAUUCAUCACAGCAGCAACAAAAACAACAACUGGAUGAUUCAGCAGAGCCCAGCAUAACUCAGCUUUUGAAUUCUCGAGAUCCAAAUACAGAAUGCACAUUGAUCUAUCUGAUAGUAGCAAACAAUCCGAACCCUGUUGAGCCACUUCGAUUACUACUGGAGCAAGGAGCUGAUGCAACCGCCCGCAAUAUCUACAAUGUACAAGCGAUCCAUGCUCUUUUUCUUCGAUGUCCUGAGCCAUUAGAACCAUUACAGCUCUUAUUAGAUUAUGACGCCGACCCAAAUGCUCGAGAUGGUGAUGGUUGGACACCUAUUCAUUAUGCUGCACGAUUUUGCAAAUCGCCAAAACCCAUCUUGGAGCUACUAAUCAAAGCCGGUGCAGAUGUCAAUGCAGAGGAUGCUAGCCAUAAAACGCCAUUAUUUUGUCUAUUAGCGAAUGGCGACCAUAGUCUAACGCUGGACUGGCUGAUUCAUACAGCCAAAGCAAACAUCAAGAUCAAGGGCGAUUUUCUGGAUGGACAGACUCGACGCACAAAGCAGGGAUCACUCAUACUACAAGCCGCUAAAUACGGUCGUUUAUCAUCAUUGCGUAUUCUAAUCAGUUCAGCUUCAGCGAUGGAAAGCCUUGAAACAAUUUUGACAAAAGACGAAUUGGUUUUAGCCAUUGACGUGGUGCGAGAACAGCUGGUUAAAGUUACAGAACGGGAUACUAUCGAAAAACUAGGGCUGAUGAUUAUGAUAUUGGAAAACUUGAUACAGAAAUUUUACAACCAGAAACAGGUUGAGAAGGAUUCGCCACAGCUAGAGGAAGGUCAAGAGCAAGAAGCGAAUGGGUUAAAACGGAAGCCAAGUCUGCUAAAGAGAAUAGGAAGCCUAUCUUGGAGACAAAAGUAA
This is a messenger RNA of Mucor velutinosus, 1107 nucleotides long. Its product is annotated as 60S ribosomal protein L23A. Bases 1 to 1107 code for a protein of 368 amino acids. NCBI's taxonomy places the organism in Eukaryota, Fungi, Mucoromycota, Mucoromycetes, Mucorales, Mucoraceae. The record is from RefSeq and is a predicted model, not a curated record. Gene Ontology annotation, molecular function: protein binding. The transcript has 3 exons.